AGGAGCUGGUGGCCGGGGCUGGCGAACUGCAGCUGACGCGGGUCUCCAGGACUUACACCGGCACCUUCUCCGUCCUCGCCUCCAGCCCCAAAGGCUUCGUCAACGCAUCCUUCUUCCUCAAUGUUCUCUAUGGACCAGACCAAUUGAUGUCGGAGGAACAGGUGACGGUCAAAGAGGGCGCCACCGCCUCCGUCGAGUGUACAGCUAAGGGCAACCCGUCACCUACCCUCACCUGGACCAGAGACGCCCACUCACAGAACAGCACUGGACAGUCGCUGGGCUCGGGUGUGGGCGUCGCUUACCUUGUGGUGGAGUCAGCAUCAUCGUCAGACACGGGCAUGUACUAUUGCCACGCCUCCAACGUCGUCACCACUGCCACUCCCGCCAGGACUAAGUUCAUCGUCAUGCAGCCGGCGAGGGAGGCGGAGGAAGACGUGGUUGGUAGGAAGGGAUCGUGGGCGUCUGUGGGUGGCAGUGGGCAUCUGGUGUGUCGUGUGAGGGCCGCCCCUGAUCCCUCUUUUAUUUGGUCUACUCCUGAGGGCAUCCGCUUAGAGACGGGUGGUAGCUACAUCAUCCAGCAUCCACAGUUAAUGGAUGGGCUAACACUAUGGUCGUCGGUACUGGAGGUGGAGGAGGUAACGAGACAGGACUACGGUGUUUACCAUUGUACAGCCAACAACCACCUGGGCAGUGUGACCGUCGACCGUACCCUCAACCCGCCCACACGCCCACACCCGCCCCUCAGUCUUACCGUAAGUAGCCCCUAA
Molecule: messenger RNA, 767 nt
Organism: Homarus americanus (American lobster)
Lineage: Eukaryota; Metazoa; Arthropoda; Malacostraca; Decapoda; Nephropidae
Product: lachesin-like
Exons: 5
Coding region: 147-767 (206 amino acids)
Biological process (GO): cell-cell adhesion
Cellular component (GO): cell-cell junction
Molecular function (GO): cell adhesion molecule binding
Source: RefSeq, a predicted model, not a curated record